Molecule: messenger RNA, 2040 nt
Organism: Paramecium sonneborni
Lineage: Eukaryota; Ciliophora; Oligohymenophorea; Peniculida; Parameciidae
Source: the annotation of a GenBank genome assembly
CAUUUCUUUAAUGCAAAAAUAAAGCAUAUCAAUACAAAUGAAUGAAUGUAUAAAUAAUGAGACGACAAAAGGAACAAAAUAAUUUCGCUCUAAAAACAAUUAAAUAGAUAAUUAAAAAGAAAAAACAUAACCUGAAUGUAAUAAAAAUUCAGAAGGAACUAAUUAAGGGAAUGUAACAAGUUUAGUAUAAAUUAAUAGAGUAAGGUUAUAUAGAAAAAAAGAAAUGAAGAGUUUGAUGUGAAUAGUUGUAUUAAGAAUUUAGUGUGUUUAUCUUUGAGUAUUGUUAAUGAAGAACUUUAAUUUAAUUGUUAGUAACAGAAUCAGAAAGAAUAAAUUUCUGAACAAAGUAAAGUUUUAUAAAAUAAUGAUUAAAACGAGAUUGACUAAUUUUAGUUGCCUCAAACAGUUUAAUAAAUUCCAACAUAAAAAUAAAAAUCUCAUAAGAAAGCAAAAAAUAAGAAAAAUAAAACAGAUUCCUCAUUAAAAAUUACAAAAAAUUAAACUUUAACAUAAAAACAAUAGGCAUAAUAACCUUAAAUUCAAUAACAAUAAAAGGAGAAACAACAUAAUCAACUGUCUCCUUAAGAACCUCAUAAAAUAAAACAAUAAAUAGUUUAGUAAAAGUUAAAAAAGUAGCCUAGCAUAACAUAAAUAGAAAAUUGUGUAUAAGAAAAUAAAAAAGAUUUUGUUGACUUUGAUGCUUAAUUUAGUCAAGUACAUUUGUUUAUAAAAAUUUUAGAUUGGAGCAAGAAGUACAACAGCAGGAAAUUCUUAAUCUGAAUCAGAUGAUUGUCUUUAAUAAUCUGAUGACAAUAAAUAACUAGAAUCUAGUGCUUAAAAAUUAUCAAGCAGAGAAAAACCAAAGAAAAAAAACUAUAGUAAUAAUGGAGAAAAAGUUGGUGAUAAAUAAUAUCCUCAUUCUACUUAAACAACACCAAUUAAAAGAAAAAAAUUGAAUUUAGUAAAAUCUAAAAAUUAUGAUAUUGAUGAAUUAUCGAAUUUUAUUCAAUAAAAAAGUUAUCAAAAUAGAACUAGAAAAUAAAUUUGUUUGAAUAGACUUAAUUAUCUUAUUUAUACAAAUUACAAUCUUAAUAUGUAUCCUUAUGGAUCUUUUGAAACUGGAUUAGAUUUAGAAAUAAGUGAUGUAGAUGUUGGAAUUUGGGGUUAAUAAAAUUUAAGUUAUAGCUAAAUAGUAAGGUUCUUAUAGCUAUUAAAUAAUACUUUAAAGUAGACACCAUUUUUAAUAAAAUCUAAGUAAUUAUAUAAAUAAAUUAAAUUUAGAUUGAUUUAAAGUUAAAUGCCAAUAUUGAAAUUAGAAUUGAAUCCUAAAUCAAGUUUUUAUGAUGAUGAUCAACAUAUUUAAUAAAAUUGGUCCUACUUUCAUUUAGAUCAAAAUGAUUAGGGUAUAAAUAUAUAAUAAAUUGAAGGUAAAAUCAUUUAAGUAGAUGUAAGUUGGAUUUAUUAAUGGAGCAAUAUAUAUAAUAAUCCUCAUUUAGGAUUUGCUUCAACUACAAUAGUAAAAGAUUGGGUUAGUAGGUUUGUAUGGUAUAGAGAUAUUCUAUUAAUUUUAAAACACUUAGUUAAAUCUAAAAAUUUAAAUGAUGCCCAUACAGGUAUAAAAUAAAUCUUAAUAUUUGAUAGGUGGAAUAAGUUCAUUUUGUUUAUCAAUAAUGUUAGCAGCAAUCUAUUUAUGUAAACAUUACACUCAAAAUGAUAAAAAAUAAAUUCUUCUUGACUUUUUAAAGAAGUAUGGUACUCAAUUCGAACCAUUAAAAGAGGGCAUUUAUAUAGACAGUUACGGGUAUAUUUAAUUUUUAAAUUAGUUAAUAAAAUCCAUUUAUAACUUUAGAAGAAUGUCCUCCUUAUAAUCCUCUCACAAUUUAUUCACCUAUUAAUGAUUAAAUUAUUUCUCAAAAAGCUCAUAGAUUUUAAGAGAUAUAAGAAGAAUUUAAAUAACUUUAUGAACACUUAACUAAAUCUAAUAAAAUUUAAGAUUACUUUGACAUGCCUUUACAAAUGAAUUAACCAUUAUUUAUAUGA